GAAGGCAUGCAUAAGGUUUCUAGCAUAAGGGGAGUUAAGGCAGUGCAGUAGUAGGGUGACACUGCAGAGAUAGUAAAAGUCAGAUUGGAGAUGGAGUUCUCAGGAUCAAGAAUGACUGCAAACUCAAACGGAGGAGGUCACUGAAAGGUCUUGCUCAAGAAGGGAAAUAGGGGAGAUGGAUUUGUGAUUUUAGAUGUCACUUUUGAUCAGUUCUGUCUCAGAAACACCUACCUGGAGGAGGUUGAGAUGAAGCCACGUGUAUACCUGAGAAGACAGAAAAGGAGGAGUGAGAGGCCUCCAAUGAACAGCAAAAAAUAAAAUUCUGCAGUCCAGAGAGGUUUAACAAGAUAAUAUGCUGCAGUGCCUCUAUAAAUAGGUAAUGGAGCACCACGGUUCACUCAGUUUGCAGAGGUGAGGCCAGGGUCACAUGCAAGCAGCAGGAAAUCACCAGCAACAGGAACAAACUGUGGGCAGUCGGCGAGGGCCUGCGCCUGCGCAGACAAAACGAGCGGGAGGAGGCUGUUUGGCGCCUGCGCACAGCGAUUGGGAGAGGCCAGGCGGAGACCAAGAUGGCGGCCUAACGCUGCGGCCGCCAACGCCACCGAGUGUGAGCGACGUCGCCGCCGCCAUGGCCCGGCACAGGAACGUCCGAGGCUAUAACUACGACGAAGAUUUUGAAGAUGAUGAUCUUUAUGGCCAAUCAGUAGAGGAUGAUUGUUGUAUUUCCCCUUCAACAGCUGCGCAGUUUAUUUACUCAAGACGUGACAAACCCUCAGCAUUUGCUGAGCGAUUAGAAGAAGGGUAUGGCUAUGAAGAUUCAGAAGAACCUGCCAAGAAUAUUACAUCCAAUCACCAGCUAACUGGAGUUGAUCAAGCCCGUCUUUAUUCGUGCCUUGAUCAGAUGAGAGAAGUGCUGGGGGAAACUGCACCAGAGCAGGUGAUGGUGGAAGCAGUGUUGAAUAGUAAAUUUGAUGUACAGAAGGCUUUGGAUUUUGUGCUUGCACAAGACAGUAAGCAAAAUGUGAAGACCAAGAAUGAAGAAGCUGUGACUACGGGAAAGACAACAAAAGGAGAUUUACUUUGUUCAGAAACUUUUACUUAUUCGGAGAACUUGUCUUACUUAAUAGAAAACUCUUCAGCAAACACCAGCAUGUCUGAGCUCAGUAGCCUGACGGUCAAAACUAAAUCACCUAGUUACUUUUCAACUUUAAGUGACAAAACACUCUUCAAAGCUAAACAUUCUAAUAUAUCCUCAAUAGAAAAGAAAAUAUCUGAAUCGUCUAAUAAAUCUUCAGGAGUUCUAUAUUCUUCCCUCAGUAAUGAUAUGUAUGAAGAAUCAUGUUAUGAAUCUGUCAGUAAACAUGUAGCAGUACAGCUACCAGACAAUACCAGCACAUUAAGUUUGAUUUCCAGCAAUGAAGACAAAAUUUGCUUUAGUGUAGGUGCUGAGUUACUGGAAGCUAGUCAGUCUGAAAAUCCUGCCUGGAAGCAGUUGGAGUGCAAGGAAUCACAAGACUUGAAAUCUUUGCUGAUGCAGAAUAUAACUAAUGAUUAUUUGAGUCUCCAAGACAGGGGACUGCUUGGGGUUCAAAAUUCUUCAGAUCAUAAUAGUAAAGGAAGUAUGGAUAGUAGUCCUGGCUUAAUGAGUUCGGUAGGGAAACUGACACUUGAUAAUGAUAUAAACUGUACUCAGAAUAGAAAGACUGAGCGUUUUGAAAAUUUUCCUUCAUUUCUACAAAGUAUCAGGCAAGAUAUCUCAUCUUCAGACAUGGAUAGUUUGCCAUUUUCAAACUCUGGGGGUCCAUCACUGGCUGACCUACUUCAAGAGCACCAGGAAAGUAAUUCAAGCCACUGUUGUUCUUUAUCUGAUCUUUAUAACCAAACAUCUAUGAGUUUUAUAGAUUUGAAAUUGGGAUCCUCACCAUUGUCACAAUUAGCUGGUCAACAUCAAGCUGCAACAGGGAUGUCAGAAUUAACAGGAUCUCUGUCUUCUCUGGCAUUGUCUCGGGCUUCUCCAGUAAGAGAACUUGAGAAUUUGUCACUUUCAGAUUUAAUUGCAGAAACUAUUGAAGUAGAUAAGCCUCAAGAAGCAAAAGACUUUUUGAGGUUCAGUAUAGCUGAAAUGUGGCCUUCUGCAGGAGUAAACACAAACAUUGACUUAAGUGUCCUUAUAAAAAAUCCAGAAGUAUCUGCAGAAGCAGUAGCACGCCAGUCAAAUACCAUAGUCCCAGAAACUAAAGUUUUAAGUUCAAAGCAAGGAAAAAAUAUUAUUUUAGUUAAAGGAAAUAAAAAAAGCAAAAGACGUAUUUCUAAGAGCCAGGAUCUGUCUCUCUCAUGGAUGAAGGCUCUUUGUGCCAGACCGUCAGCUUUUGCUUUAACUUUGUGUCUCCGUUAUCCUCCAAAAGGAUGUAAAAGGCGCACGAUUGAUAUCCAUAAGACUUUCCUAUACAGUAGGCAAGUAAAAGAAGUUAAAAAUAAGGAAAUUGACCCUUUAAUAUCAAUAACACCAUUUGACUUUAAAUCAGCAUCUCCUGAUGACAUUGUAAAAGCUGGACAAAAAAGAGCCUUUACAAGAGACUAGUGUAAAAUAGGGGAAAGAAACAGAAUGUAUCCUUCAGAGCCUUUUUAAAUGAUUUUAUAAAUUUUGUACGGGGUGACUUUAUGAUCCAGAAUUCACAUUCUAUAUUUUUUUAUUAUACAUUUGAUAAUUCUCAACAAAUAGUUGGUGAUCAAAAAAUUUAUGUGAACUUUUAAACUACUGCACGGUCUGUAUUUUUAUUUUUUGCAUACUUUGCAUUAAGAUACAACAUCUUAAUUUUCACAGACUCUUAAUCUUUAAUACAUAGGCAUUGCACAUAUAUAGAAUACUACUAUACAAAAGUACAUUUCUAAGUAAGAAAAAAUAGACUUAAUUUGGGGGAAAAAAAUCCUAGCUAUACCAUUCUAUUUUACUGUUUGGUUAUAUUGCAGAACAAAACCUAAAAUAGAUAUUGCUCUGGAUUAAUUUGAUUAGAUGUGCUUAAAUUUAAAGUUUCUGGUACGUUACAUAAUUAAACUGUCUUGUGGCACGGUUUAAUUUCCAACUGCUAAUUUCAUUCUCAAUUUCAUUAUUCUUUUAUAUACUUUGGUCAUAGUGAUGUCACUAAUCUUAGAAAAUUAUCUUAUGUUCUCAAAAGCUCCAGUCAUUUAAAAGAAAUAACCCCAGAAAAAUCAGUCAUUGACCACUAUACCUGAUGAUAAGCCAUUUGCUAGCUUUUUGGCGGGACCAGACUUUCUUAUGACAGCAAAGUACUAUAACUUAAGGUUACAAUUUUUAUAUCUGUUCAAAACAUCCAAGUUAAAACUGGGCAUUUAAGAAUAUUGGAAAACAUUUGUGUGCAUAGUAUAUAUUUCAUCAAAAUUUUUCCAGUUGGAAUCCAUCACCUAUUUUAAGUCUGUUUGAAGUGCAUUGGAAGAAAAACAUUCCCUUUUUUCCCUUUGGCAUUAGUCAUGCCUAGUGAAAAGGCAAUGAUAAGCUAUAAGUGCUAUUUCUCCUUUUAGGAAAAAGUUACCUUUAGUAAUGGAAAUGUGUAAUUUUGCAUUCACUUUUCUUGCUGGAGCCAAUGCUCGUUAUUUUGAGUCUUAAUAUGUGAGGCCAAAGUCAGGUCUUGAACUUCAUUUCUUAUCUAAUAGUCACUGGACUCUGAUACUGUCUAUAGGUAGUCAUACCUUUACAGAGGUGUUUGUCAAAUAUUAGUAGUUUUUCACUUGGAUCCAUGGACUACCAGUCGGUAUUUUCAACAGUCAAUCUGCAGCAUAUCCUAUACAAGUACUAUUAUUACUAGAAAAAUAAGCUUGUUUAUAGUUUAUCAUAACUUUAUUCAGAUAUAACCAGGAAACUGUUAUGAAAUAACGGGUUAAAUCUUAAUGGUGGAGCUUUAAUAAGUUGAUUUAUAAAAAAGAAACCUUAUUAUUUAGUAUUGUUCCUAGCUUUAAGUAGCAAUGUCAGUUUAGUUAUAAAAAUGUAUUUGAAAGCACUGGAAUGCAGGUUUCAUUUGCUGUACACUAAUUUGUUUAGCUGGUAGACAUUUGUAAAUUGUCACUAUUUAGGGAAUUCUUCAAACAUAUGAGUAUCAGACUCUUUUUUUUGUAUUGAAGGGUUUUUGAUCUUCUAAUUUCUCCAGAAUAGAGUUCAUGGUUCUAGUGCCUUUUAAUAAAGAUGGUAGCACUACAGUGUUUAUAUUCUAACUGAUCAGCUUGAUUUUUGUUUAGUCACUCAUAUCCAGAAGCCUUUAGGAGCCUUCAGUAGGUUAAAACAUAAUUAAUGUAAACAUAGCUUGUUUAGGUAACUCAAAGAGCAGAAAUAAAACCCAACAUCCUCCUAUUUUGCUCACAAAUUAUAUAUAUUUUCCCCAACAUAAACUACAUGGAAACAGUUUCUUGAGCCUUGUCCUGAAGGAUGUCACAUUCUCUCAAAUUAUCAGAAGAACUUUCUGCUGUCUCACACCUUAAACAGAGAAAGCUCUAGAUGACUUUUGUUGCUAUCACAGGGCAAUCCCUCAAGUACGCUAGUUCUUUUAUCAUUUAAGAUUUUCAUAGUAAGUGCUCCAAUUUUACUUGCUGAACAAUAAGCAAACAAGGUAGAUCAGGGUGAGGCUAUUCACUGGCUCAAAAUACUAGUGAAUAGUUCAGAAAUGUUUUAAAAAAAAUCUUCAUUCAAGUUAUCUGUUUUCUGAAGUCUCUCUAAAUAUGAACAGCCCUUUACUUGAUAUCUAGAAUCUAUUUUUCCCAUUAAGAUUUUAGGUCUUAUCUGAAGAAUUUGUGCAAUAGACAGAUCUCCAAAUUUAUUUUAAAUGGGAUAGUGUGCUACCAGUGAUGAAAAAAUUGUUGAACAUUUUAAUAAUUUUCUUUUUAAUGGCCCAGUCUUUUUUAGUUUGCUUUAGGUGAUUUGCUCUUUUCUUGUUCCUGCCACUUCCUGAUGGCUUGAAUUGGCUUUUCUAAUGGAGGUGUUACUAAUCUCUGGUGGAAGAAGUGCUAUUAUAUUUAGUGGAGUAAAUUGUUUCUUUGCUUCUGCUGCUUCUGUUUUGUCUUCACCCUGUUCUGUCUAGUCUUAUUGUGUUGUCUCUGUUCUCUCAUUUCCUCUUCACUACUCUUCUCCCAAGCCCUUCUUUAACAUUAGAUGCUGCUAGCAGUUUUAGAGCCAAAUUCUGCACAAAUCAUACCUGCACAGAACUCCUGUUGAUUUAAUCACAAGUUACGUGCAAGUCUCUGAUGAAAGAAUUCAGCACUUAGAACUCAGUCCUGCAAUGAUAUCUGUGCAGAUGAAGCCAGGGGCCUAUGCAGCGCUCCAUUGACUUCAGUCGGACUCCAACCACAUAUGGCUGUCCACCCACACAGAUGUCAUUGCAGAUUGGGGCCUCAGUGUCUAACUUUACAUGUAAGUACUAGGUGACUAACCCUUAAUAUU
Mauremys mutica (yellowpond turtle) is the source of this 5446-nucleotide messenger RNA. RefSeq names its product HBS1 like translational GTPase (gene HBS1L). The record is from RefSeq and is a predicted model, not a curated record. The transcript has 8 exons. The coding region runs from base 428 to 2581 and encodes 717 amino acids. Gene Ontology annotation, biological process: translation. Lineage: Eukaryota; Metazoa; Chordata; Testudines; Geoemydidae. Gene Ontology annotation, molecular function: GTPase activity; GTP binding.